Molecule: messenger RNA, 4112 nt
Organism: Myxocyprinus asiaticus (Chinese sucker)
Lineage: Eukaryota; Metazoa; Chordata; Actinopteri; Cypriniformes; Catostomidae
Product: serine/threonine-protein kinase tousled-like 1-B
Exons: 21
Coding region: 173-2410 (745 amino acids)
Biological process (GO): intracellular signal transduction; peptidyl-serine phosphorylation; chromosome segregation
Cellular component (GO): nucleus
Molecular function (GO): protein serine/threonine kinase activity; ATP binding
Source: RefSeq, a predicted model, not a curated record
UAUUCGGAGAGAGUGAAGAUCAGUGCGCGCGCAGUGCGGAGCUCAAAACAUGAGUGUUGUUGCAUUGAUCAGCAAUGCUCUUGCAUGGUGCAUUAGAUGCAUACAGGUGUGAUUUCAUAUCGAUCAUGUGUGUGAUGCGCUCGGAUGUCUCCUCGCGGUGGAAAGUGUCUUCAUGAGUGUCCAAAGUAACAGUAACAGCAGUGGAAGUUUGGACGGAGCGCCAUCUUGCCCUCAUCUCGCGACUGGCUCUCCGACCCCGGGCGCAGAUUCUUUGCUCGAUAUCUCGGCUCCGCCGAGACAGAAAGAAGGUAUGGAUGAACUCCAUUCUCUGGAUCCACGCAGGCAGGAGCUUUUGGAAGCGCGUUUCAUUGGUGCAGUUAGUGGAAACACAGGAGGAAGCACUGGGAGUGCCAGCGGUGGAGCUAAAAACUCGGACAUAAAGAAGGGAGGAUCACCUGCAUAUUCAACUCCGGAAAAGAAGCACUCAGAGUCAUCCAGGGGAAGGAAGAGGAAAGUUGAUAACCAGUCAGAGAGCAGUCAAGGAAAGUCUUCCGGCCGAGGGCCCAAGAUCAGCGAUUAUUUUGAUUUCCAAGGUGGAAACGGAUCAAGUCCGGUCAGGGGUCUUCCUCCGGUCCUGCGCUCUCCACAGAACUCUCACUCUGCACCCGGGUCCAUUGUGAGACAGAACAGCUCGUCACCUACCAGCCUGUGUUUCACAGAUCACACGAUGAACCUGAAACAGUUGAGCAGCAGAAGUGUACAGACGGAUCUGACACUGUUGAAGCUGGCUGCACUUGAGAGCAAUAAGAAUCUUGACCUUGAGAAGAAAGAGGGUAGAAUAGAUGAUCUGCUCAGGGCAAACUGUGACCUCCGUAGACAGAUAGACGAACAGCAGAAACUGCUGGAACGUUUCAAGGAGCGUCUAAACAAAUGCACUACCAUGAGUAAAAAACUGCUAAUUGAGAAGAGCACUCAAGAGAAGCAGUCGUGCCGUGAGAAGAGCAUGCAGGACCGACUGCGUCUGGGACACUUUACGACAGUCCGGCAUGGAGCGUCUUACUCGGAGCAGUGGACAGAUGGAUAUGCCUUCCAGAACCUGGUCAAGCAGCAGGAGUGGAUUAACCAGCAAAGGGAAGAAAUCGAGAGGCAGCGGAAACUUCUAGCAAAACGCAAACCUCCCAGCACGCCCUCCUCUCAGAGCCCCAGCCCCAACGAGUCCAAACAGAGAAAGACCAAAGCCGUCAACGGAGCUGACAACGACCCCUUCCUCAAACCGAGUCUACCUUCACUGUUGACUGUGGCAGAGUAUCAUGAGCAGGAAGAAAUCUUCAAACUGAGACUGGGGCAUCUCAAAAAGGAGGAGGCUGAGAUCCAAGCAGAGCUGGAACGGUUGGAGCGUGUGAGAAAUCUGCACAUUCGAGAACUCAAAAGAAUCAACAACGAAGACAGCUCUCAGUUCAAAGACCAUCCAACUCUAAAUGAAAGAUAUCUCCUGUUACACUUGCUGGGACGAGGGGGUUUCAGUGAAGUUUAUAAGGCAUUUGAUCUGUUUGAGCAGCGAUAUGCUGCUGUGAAAAUCCACCAGCUCAACAAGAACUGGAGAGAAGAGAAGAAAGAAAACUAUCACAAACAUGCCUGUAGAGAAUACAGAAUCCACAAGCAACUGGACCAUCCCAGAAUAGUCAAACUCUACGACUACUUUUCCCUGGACACUGACACAUUCUGUACUGUUCUGGAGUUCUGUGAGGGGAAUGAUCUGGAUUUCUAUCUCAAACAACACAAGCUGAUGUCUGAGAAAGAGGCUCGCUCCAUCAUCAUGCAGAUAGUGAACGCCCUCCGAUACCUCAAUGAAAUUAAACCACCCAUUAUUCACUACGACCUGAAACCAGGUAACAUCCUGCUGGUGGAUGGAACAGCGUGUGGCGAGAUAAAGAUCACAGACUUUGGUCUAUCUAAAAUAAUGGAUGAUGACAGUUAUGGAGUGGACGGAAUGGAUCUGACCUCACAGGGAGCCGGAACAUACUGGUAUUUGCCACCAGAGUGUUUUGUCGUUGGUAAAGAGCCUCCAAAGAUCUCUAAUAAAGUAGACGUUUGGUCCGUGGGUGUCAUUUUUUUCCAGUGCCUGUAUGGGCGAAAGCCGUUUGGUCAUAAUCAGUCCCAGCAAGACAUUCUACAGGAGAACACCAUCCUGAAAGCCACUGAGGUGCAGUUUCCAGCUAAACCUGUGGCCAGCAAUGAGGCAAAGGCGUUCAUCCGCCGCUGUCUGGCUUACAGAAAGGAGGAUCGCUUUGACGUCCACCAACUGGGCAGUGACUCGUACCUCCUUCCCCACAUGCGGCGAUCCAAUUCGUCUGGAAACUUGCAGGGCAUGCCCGCCAGCCCUGCAUCUUCAGGCAUCAUCUCCUACUGAUCUCAUUGGCUGAUCGAUUAUGAGUGAUGGCUCUAAUGAAGAUUUCCCUCCCAUCACCACCUUUGAGUGGAUUCAAAGGGGGAGGGGCUAAGAAUCGGCUUGCAAGCAGAAGGACACGCCCACACCAGCCACAGUGACUGCCCUUGUCAUCAGGGCAGGAAUGGCUGAUGUCAUUUCCUGUGUGGAUCCAGAUGUCAGUCAGCGAUAGACCCAUUUGAAAAUGGACAUUUGUUUUCUACCCAAGGCAUAUUGUGGAGUAGAUUUGGAAUGGUUGGAGGGGAUUGACUUUUUCCGUUUUAGCUCCUUGUUGAUGUCCUCCCCGAGCUACGCCUCUAGAAAGGGGUGUUUUGUGUAAGUGUGACAAUUAGAGGUGAUUAAUUGUAGUGUGCUUGGAAAUAGAUGAAUGAGUGUUUAAAUGUGACACGAUGUUGUCUGUGCGUGCCUGUGAAUGGAUGUUUUACGCCGCAAAGUUAUACGUGUAAUGGGCACAGAAUUACAAAGUGUGUGUGUUACAAAAAUGGUGUCUAUUUUAGUUCAAAGUAACAGUGUCAAUGUGUGUUUAAAUGGGCUUAAUAAUGCCAGGUCACAAUUCAAACCAAGAUAAUAAAUGCAAUGUAUGUUUUGCAUAAAGCUUUUAGGACCAUUAUGUAUUUUUUUUUUGCAUUCUGCCAUUUUUUUUCAUGACUAUUAAGCACAUUUACCACCUUAAUUCCCCUGAUGCGUUCAAAUGUUUUACUUUUUAGUUUUUUGUAAAUGUCAUUUAUUCUCAAUGGUGAUUUUUUUUUUUUUUUUUUUUUUUUUUUUUUUUGCUUUUAUCAACAGAGAGACAGUACAACAAUUACAUUUUACAAUUUAAAUAUAUUUUCCCACGUUAGUGAAUUUUUUUUUAUCAUGGUAAUGAAAAUUGGGUGGAAAAUUUUGCUUAAUUGUCAUAAAAAUGAUGACAAAAAUAUGCUUUAAGCAAAAUGUAAUUUUGCAUUUUAAUUAGUUUGAUUUUGGAGUGAAAUCUGACCUGGACAUGUUAUUUUAAGAGUAGGAGGAUAAAUAAAAUGUAGGUGGAGAUGGAGUUGCGAAUGAACUCAAUAGCCCUCCUAUAAAAUGUUAAAAAAAUUUAUGAGUACAUUUAUGAAUCCAACCUGUGCUGGGUUUCUUAUACACAGUUCUUUGUAGCUUUUUUUUUAAUUUUUUAUUUUUUGGUCUGACACAAUGUCACAGCUACAUGAUGUUGCUUUUAGACAGCUAGUCUUUUUUUGUUUACAUCUAUAGUAUAAUUAAAUUAAGAAUCAGACCAAAUAAACAUUUAAUUUGCCAGGAAAUCACAGCAUGGAAAAACUACAUUUUGUUGAAUGAAGUGUGUUGUGAGCCCGUGUGUGUGAGAUGUGAUUCACGGAACAGACGGAAGGUGGGCCGGACCCCACCCAUGAUAAUUUAACCCCUUAAUGCCCAGACCCCGUGCUGUCGUGUUGUUUAGCAAUCCUUGCUGAUCCCAGAGCCCAAGUCAGCUCAGCCACUCCGGACUGUACCGUGAUCAGACUGUCCAAGCUUCCAGAGUCCGUUUUCAGGGGAAGAGUCUCUGCUUUUGUUGUUCCCUCUCUCCAAAUACUCUUUAAACCCCAGAUACAUGGUGAUCUGUCUUUAAAGUGCUGCUGCGAUUGUAGAGAAUGUAGCCAAAAGAGAAAUAAACAUUUUGAAAGUACUGAUA